AUGUAUGCAUGGAUCUAUCUAUCUAUCUAUCUAUCUAUCUAUCUAUCUAUCUAUCUAUCUAUCUAUCUAUCUAUAUUAGUCUGUAUUUUCGUUCAUAUCUCAUCCAAUCUCCUCAUGUAUGUAUGUAUGUAUGUAUCUAUCUAUCUAUCUAUCUAUCUAUCUUAUCUGCAUUUUCGUUCAUAUCUCAUUCAAUCUAUCUAUCUAUCUAUCUAUCUAUCUAUCUAUCUAUCUAUCAAUCUAUCUAUCUAUUUUCGUUUGCAUUUUCGUUCAUAUCUCAUCCAAUCUAUCUAUCCUCAUCUAUCUAUCUAUCUUAGUCUCAUUUUCGAUCAUAUCAUCCAAUCUAUCUAUCUAUCUAUCUAUCUAUCUAUCUAUCUAUCUAUCUAUCUAUCUUCGUUGUGCAUUUUCGUUCAUAUCUCAUCCAAUCUCCUCCUCAUCUAUCUAUCUAUCUAUCUAUCUAUCUAUCUAUCUAUCUAUCUAUCUAUCAGUCUGCAUUUUCGUUCAUAUCUCAUCCAAUCUCCUCAUCUAUCUAUCUAUCUAUCUAUCUAUCUAUCUAUCUAUCUAUCUAUCUAUCUAUCUAUCUAUCUUAUUCUGCUUUUUGUCUAUCCAGCAGCUACCAAAUGA
Messenger RNA from Acanthosepion pharaonis, 621 nucleotides. Lineage: Eukaryota; Metazoa; Mollusca; Cephalopoda; Sepiida; Sepiidae. The record is from the annotation of a GenBank genome assembly.